This is a messenger RNA of Talaromyces stipitatus ATCC 10500, 759 nucleotides long. RefSeq lists its product as uncharacterized. The coding region runs from base 1 to 759 and encodes 252 amino acids. The record is from RefSeq and is a predicted model, not a curated record. The transcript has 4 exons. Gene Ontology annotation, biological process: mycotoxin biosynthetic process. NCBI's taxonomy places the organism in Eukaryota, Fungi, Ascomycota, Eurotiomycetes, Eurotiales, Trichocomaceae.
AUGGAACUUCGGCAUGGAUUCCGCUUGCUCAAGGCCUCCGUCUCAGAGAUAUUCGAUCAAGCACAACUACGAAUCGCAGGGCACAAUUACAUGGAAGUCGAAGAUUUCGAUCAGAUUGAUCACCCAGCAGGCUUUGAAAAGGCCCCACGAUUUAUAACCAGAAACUUUCGCAGUGCAUUGAUUGGAUCUUUUCUCAUUGCUGCACUCCUUUCAGGCAUUUUUAUUCCAAUAUAUACCAUCAUUCGAGUUAAAGAAAGAGGAACGGCAAUUGAAAGAGGCGGUCCUUUCCCUCCUAGGCAAUUCGAGCAAAUCACUUUCCAUGGUCUUAAUGGGAACAAUAACGUCUGGAACAACGUUCUACCUGUGGGAGCUGGAUGGGUCGUCAUUGAUGAUCCUGAGGGCUACAAUCUUCCUCCUGGACUUCCACUCAAUGGGCACUAUAAUAAAUACGGACUUAGCUGGGCUCACCAAUACCACUGCCUUAGGAGGCUACGCCUUGAGUUUUGGGUUCUGAUCGAGAAUCGAAGUACACUUGUCAGUGUCCAGCUCGACGAAACUGAUGUUAUACCAGAGGUCCACGAGUUAAAACACCUUGAACAUUGUCAUGAAUAUCUGUUCCAAGCUAUCCUCUGUAAUAUGGACAUGACUAUUGAGUACUCUACAGGUGAUGGUAUCAGUCACGGCACGAUUGAUGGACUCGGAAUAAGUCACACCUGCACCAAGAGGUUCUCUGCCCAAAUGCUAUCCUCAAAUAUGUAG